Paramisgurnus dabryanus is the source of this 2900-nucleotide messenger RNA. It is a transcript of the gene crispld1a, whose product is annotated as cysteine-rich secretory protein LCCL domain containing 1a. The record is from RefSeq and is a predicted model, not a curated record. Gene Ontology annotation, cellular component: extracellular region. Lineage: Eukaryota; Metazoa; Chordata; Actinopteri; Cypriniformes; Cobitidae.
AGAGAUGUUGCAUUCGGUCCCACCUAGGCGUUUGUGUGCUGGUUUCAGAUGCCGUUGGCUCUAUGGAUAAGAAGUUAAACGCUUUCGCAAAAACAUCUGGCGGCUUUAUCGACGCGUGCAGAACUUCAGCGUCUGAACACAUGAGAGAAGAACGCCGGGUUUUAUUUGACCAUUCGCAGCUUUUCUAAGUUACCUGAAGACCCUCGGACGUCAUCAUUUAAGAUCUCUCCAAAAUCCAGUACCUAACAACUAUGAGUCGGUUAACCUGUGCAUUGCUGCGGGUGAUCUCUUUAUUGCUGGUAACCCGGGGUAUGUUUGCAAUGGUUCUAUUUAAUGCUACUGAUCUGGGCGUUCUUCUGGACAAGUACAUGGAUGAUGAUGGAGAAGGGGCGGUGCAUAAACAGCGAGGCAAGAGGGCCAUCACUGCCGGUGACAUGCAGGCCAUCCUGGACCUUCACAACAAACUCAGGGGACAGGUCGAACCACCAGCUGCAAAUAUGGAAUACAUGGUGUGGGAUGCUGAACUGGAGCGGAGUGCUGAGGAAUGGGCUGAAACAUGUCUGUGGGAACAUGGUCCAGCUGGGCUGCUGCCUCAAAUUGGCCAGAAUCUAGGAGUUCACUGGGGAAGGUAUCGGCCGCCUACUUCUCAUGUACAGUCGUGGUAUGAUGAGGUCAAAGACUACUCUUUCCCAUAUGAAUGUAGCUCAAACUGUCCUUUUCAGUGCAGUGGUCCAGUCUGUACUCACUACACUCAGCUUGUUUGGGCAACCAGUAGUCGUAUUGGCUGCGCGAUCAAUGUGUGUUACAACAUGAACGUGUGGGGUCAGAUCUGGGCAAAGGCUGUUUAUCUCGUGUGCAACUACUCCCCAAAAGGUAACUGGUGGGGUUACGCUCCAUAUAAACGUGGCCCCCCUUGCUCCGCCUGCCCACCCAGCUAUGGUGGAGUGUGCAAAGAAAAUCUCUGUUAUAAAGGUGAUGAAACAAAUAGACAAAGCCCACGUGAAGAAACAGAGGAAAGAAAUUCUGUUGAACCGGAGGCCCCUCACAGCCCUAGACCCCGUUCACGGGCCCCAAAUCCAACCAGACAGCCAAAUACAGUUGUGAGCAAAGAACAGAUGUCCCAGGUUGUGACGUGCGACACAAAGCUUAGAGACCAGUGCAAGGGUACCACAUGUAAUAGGUACGAGUGUCCUGCUGGUUGUUUAGACAGCAUUACAAAAGUGGUUGGAACGGUGUAUUAUGACAUGCAAUCCAGUAUUUGCCGGGCUGGCAUUCAUUAUGGUGUCAUUGACAACGAUGGAGGUUGGAUGGAUGUCACGAGACAUGGCAGAAAGGAGUAUUUCAUCAAAUCAAACAAAAAUGGAGUUCAGUCUCUUGGGAAGUACCAGAGUGCCAAUGCUUUCACAGUAUCAAAAGUGACAGUGAAAGUUAUUACAUGUGCGACUACAGUUUCUGUGCUAUGCCCUUACCAAAGGCCUGCAAGUCACUGUCCAAGGAUUUACUGUCCCUCAAAUUGCAAGGAAGAAAAUCCCCACCAUUCCCGUGUCAUCGGUACCAACUAUUAUUCAGAUAAAUCUAGUAUAUGCAAUGCAGCAAUUCACGCUGGGGUCAUAAACAACGAGUCGGGGGGAUACAUCGACGUGAUGCCCUUGGACAACAGACAGCUGUACAUUUCCUCAUACCAGAAUGGCAUAUUGUCAGAAAGCCUGCAAAAUCCAGCUGGAGGAAAGACAUUCAGAGUAUUCGCAGCUAUAUGAGUGUGAGCUAAAACUGUGUUCACUCAUCAAGUCAGUCCAUCAAGUCUGUUUAUUAUGUUGUCACAAACGCCUUAUAUAUUCAGCUCAGUCACACAAAAUUGCAUACCUAUAGUAACAUAUUUUUUUAUUCUUUUUCGUGAUCGUAUCACGAAUUUCUGUUUAUGUGUCAUCGUCACGUAUUGGUUACUCAACUGCUUUGUCCUUAUUUCUUACCAUUGUCGCUUCGGUUUAGGGUUAGAUUUACAUAAAAUGACAUCCUUACCCAAACCCAACUCUAACCCUAAUGCCAGACGACAAUGGAUUAAAAAUCAGAAAAAAAAAAAUGUAUAAACCAAUAUUUAAAGUAACACCCUAACGCAAACACCAAAACUAAACCGAAGCGAAAAUGGUUUGAAAAUAGGAUAAAGCAGUUGAGUAACCAAUACGUGACAAUGACACAUAAACAGAAAUUCGUGAUGCGAUCACGAAAAAAAUGUGGAAAUUCGUGACAGUAUCACGAAAAAUAAUUGUGAGUACAUAAUUUUGUGAGACUGGGUAGCAGCAUAUAUUUCCUGUCACACAAAUGUUAAAAGUAUUUGCGGCAUAUGGAGAGUUUUUGCUUUGCAUAAAGCUCGUAGGAGUUUUUUUGUGCUUGUAACCAAUCUAUAUUUUGGGGAAUAUGGUAUUUGUACUGCUGAGAAAAGCACUCCAAGCCAUUUUAAUCUUUGUUAUUGUCAUAUACAUUUACUAUACAGAUAUUACUUAAUGUGGACUCUUUUAAAAACGUUUAUCCGUUUAUUGUUUUUCAUAUUUAUUUUUAUAGUUUUAAGGCAACAAAAGGACUGCUGAUAAAAUUAUGUUAAUAUUUGAGUUUUUGCAAAUUAUUUUAAUUGUGGAAAAUAACCCUGCAGGGCAGGAAAUGACAUUGUAAAUGUCCAAUAGGUUGUAUUAAAUAUGGGGUGCUUAAUUGUACUGUAUUUUUGUUUAUAAAAUAACAGUUGUAAUGUCAAAUAGUUUCGUAGGUUUGAUAAAACAAACAUCUACUUUACAAAAAAUAACACAAUUAGAGGUGCUUUUCAUUUGUACAUUAUUUAAUAUACACAUUUUCUUAAUGUAUACAUACAGUACUGUAUGAUUGUAUUUUGCCUACCUCACUCUGUCUAA